AUGUCCGACGCGGCCAUUUGGCAUGCUGUCGUCAGUCUCGGUUCUGCUCAUGAGGAUUUUGCAGAACGUGGCAAGGAAUCACGUAGCAUGUUUGCUUUGAAGCAGUUCACUUCAGCCAUCCGAUGUCUUACUGACUCAAGGUCGCCAAGACAUGCCGAUCGGUGGAGAGCGCUUGUCGUCAGCACUAUAUUUACCUAUGUAUGCACGAUCAAAGGCCUUCACGAUCAGACGCGUCUACAUCUACAAGCCGGAUGCAAUCUUCUCUGCGAGCUCCAAAGUCUCACCAACAAAGGCAGGGUAACUUUGAAUCAAAAGAAACUUCUGAAUAUUGCCCAAGACGAGGAUUGGAUCUCGUCAGUUCCGGUGUCAAUUGCUCCGAUUCAGUCCAUUCUGGCCAACCUCGAGCUGCACUUGAACGCGCUUGACCAUGGCGGCAUGACAGAGAGUCCGACCCUGCUCUUACAAAACAAAACACUCAAUACAUGGCGCUACUAUACAGCACCUCGUCGUUCGCAUCGUCCAACACCAAAUUCUAUUAAUCAAGCAUACUGCGCUGCUGAGUCUCUCUUCACUGGACUCAUCCUAUUCUCCCAAGAACAUGCCAAACAGCUCGGGGAUAUUCAGUCCGGUGUAUCCGGAUCGACAGGACUAACAAUGCUGGCUGCACGACAAAAGCCGUAUACGCGAUGCUAUAAAGAAAUAAGCAAAGCAAUCGAGAUCUUCCAACACGAGGUAGACGCAUGCCAACUGGAGCCGCAUACCAUGCUCCCCUUGCACCUCUUCCAAAUGUCGAAUCGCCUCCUCCUGAUUCAGGAUCCUGAGGAGCAUGACUUGGUUAAGCGCCAAGAUGACCUUUCCGCCUUGUACAAGUCUAUAGUCGACCUCGCCGAGCAGGUCAUGAAGCUCGAUUCUAUAAAGACCCGACGAGUUUCCUAUACACAGCACCUCUUUCUCGUCGCCCAUAGUGGUAUCGGACAGUCAACUCGCCGCCGCGCUGUGGCCUUACUUCGGCGUCCACGGUUGGAGGGUGGCUGGGACAGCCUAAUCUCUGCAAGUCUCGCAGAGGCUAUCAUGGACAGAGAGAAGGAGGCGGCGUGUGAAUACCGGCUGGAGCAAAACUUGUAUCCUGGGACUACAGGAGGCGGAGAAGAGAAUGGGCAGAGACUAGAGGAGGUUGAUCCAAUAUUUCGGGUAUUUAACAUUACAUUUGCGUUUACAGGACAGAGAGAGGCUCGCGCUGUGCUGCGGACGUGGCGGGAGAAGCUCGAUGACGUUGCUGGGCGGAGCAGGGCUAUUCGAUGGUAA
Fusarium musae is the source of this 1305-nucleotide messenger RNA. RefSeq lists its product as uncharacterized. Bases 1 to 1305 code for a protein of 434 amino acids. The record is from RefSeq and is a predicted model, not a curated record. The transcript has a single exon. Lineage: Eukaryota; Fungi; Ascomycota; Sordariomycetes; Hypocreales; Nectriaceae.